This is a messenger RNA of Closterium sp. Naga37s-1, 990 nucleotides long. The record is from the annotation of a GenBank genome assembly. Lineage: Eukaryota; Viridiplantae; Streptophyta; Zygnematophyceae; Desmidiales; Closteriaceae.
AUGAUGGCUUUACUCACUCGACUCCGUGCUUCUCCCCACUCCUCACCUUGCUACCUGCUAUUCUUCUUCCUUCAUCUCAACCCAUGCGGGUCCCUCAGCCGUGGCAGGAAGAAGCGGCAGAAGUACCUCCCUCGGUACCAACACCUGCUGCCAGAUGAAACCUACCUGUGGCCCUGCAUGGCUAUUUCCAACCCAUGCUGGCCCUUCUUACCUGCUCUUUCCUCCCCCUCCUCCCUUUCUCCUCCCUCCCAGCCGUGUGAAGAGGCAGCGGCACAGGUACCUGCCACGCUACCAGCACCUGCUGCCAGAUGCCUCUCUUUGUUCGCCCUCGUUCCCCCCUUCUCUCUCCUGUUCCAUUCUCUUAACUCCCUCGUGGUUUCCUCUAUCUUCUCCUCUUACUUCCUCUCUUCCCCCAUAACACAUCAUCCUCCCAAUCUGCUCUCCUUCUCCAGGCUCUCCGCUGAUCCAUUCGUGCCAAGAGCAGCUUCUAUGCACAGCAGUUCAUCACCUAAUUCGUCUCCCUUCUCCCUUUCUCUCCCCCCUAUCCUUUCUCCCUCCUCUUUCUCCCUCUGCUGUUCCUUCUCCAUCUUCAGCUCCAUCUGCUCUGCUGGCCUCCCUUCCCCAGGCUCUAUGUCCACUUCUCCCUUCACGCCAACUGCUGCUGCCAUGCACAGGACAUCAUCAGCUCAUUCGUCUCUCUUCUCCUCUCUUCCCCCUAUCCCUUCUCCCUCCUCUUCCUACCUUUGCUGCUCUGCUGGCCUCUCUUCCCCAGGCUCUAUGUCCGCUUCUCCCUUUGCGCCAACUGCUGCUGCCAUGCACAGCACAUCAUCAGCUCAUUCGUCUCUCUUCUCCUCUCUUCCCCCUAUCCCUUCCUCCUCUUCCUUCCUCUGCUGUUCUGCUGGCUUUCCUUCCCCAGGCUCUAUUUCCGCUGCUCCGAACGCGCCAAGUGUGGCUGCCAGGCGCAGCGAAUCGUCAACUUGCACAUCGUGA